GCAAAGCGGCAAACUCGUCUUCUUCGUCGAACUAAAGUCGAAACUCGAUUGCCAUGGAGGAAUUCGCUAUACAGGAUCCAACUCAGUUACUAGGCGCAGCUUCGGAGUUCGCAUAUUAUCCUGGCGUUCAGACCGACACUUCAACGAAGGAAUUCCUCGAUCGGUUUCCUCUUCCUGUCAUAAUCAAUGCUUUACAAUGCAAAAGGGAUGUUCCUGGUCUAGAAAGCACUUUGGUUGCUUGUUUAGAAAGGAUAUUCAGAACAAAAUAUGGCACCUCUCUUAUUCCACACUAUAUGUCUUUUGUACAAGUUGGCUUACAAGCAGAAUCUCAAUUGGUCAAAUGUCUAGCUUGUAAAACAGUUUCGUAUCUUCUGGAGAAUGUCGGCAGAGGUGCUGGCUUUGGUGCACAGCUUGUUCUUGACUAUGAUGUGUAUCCGCUUCUGCUUGAUUGCCUGAUUAAUGGCGAUGAAAAUGUUGCAGCAGCUUCUAUGGAUGCCAUAAAGAAUUUGGCUAGUUCUCCUGAGGGCAUGGAUAUCAUCUUUCCAGCUAAUAACGAUGAAGAUACACACCUCAGAAAUUUAGCAGCUCGUUCUUCAUCAGUGGGACGCAUUCGGGUGUUGGCUUUGAUAGUUAAAUUAUUCUCCAUUUCUAGUUCUGUGGCAUCAGCAGUUUGCAAUUUAAAUCUCCUUAGUUUAUUAGAGGCAGAAAUCAGCAACCAAAAUGACAUGCUUAUGACAUUGAGUGUUUUAGAGCUCAUCUAUGAGCUGGCAGAAGUCCCACAUGUUACCCAGUUCCUCUCAAGAACCACUCUUCUUCAGAUACUGGCUAUGAUGAUCAGCAACACAUUGGUUGAAUCAAUUUUAAGAUCAAGGGCAAUUAUGAUAAGUGGAAGGAUCCUUUCCAAGGAGGACAUUUUCAUGUCCGUUGAUGAAUCAACUGUUAAAACUGCUCUUUUGGCAAUUGAUGAAAGAUUGAAGACAUUGGAAAGUCAAGAUGCAGAUGAAUGUGAGAGUGCUCUUGAAGCAUUGGGUCAGAUUGGUUCUUCAAUUCAUGGAGCUGCUUUGCUACUCUCAAGUUCAUCACCUAUUGCAAAACAUGUUGUUGAUGCAGCUUUUGACAGGCAUGGACGAGGUAAACAGAUGGCUGCGUUACAUGCUCUCGGAAGCAUUGUAGGAGAAAAUCGACCGGAGGACCACAAAAUGCUAAAUGAUGAUGUAGAAGAAAAUCUGCGGCACUUGAUCUAUGAAACAGCAGCCAAGAGUCCAAAGAUUACACCAUCAGGUCUAUUUCUAUCAACUCUGCAGCAGGACUCGGAAAUUCGUUUGGCGGGUUAUAGGUUAAUAACUGGCCUGGUGGCUCGACCAUGGUGCUUGAUAGAGAUUUGCUCGAAACAGGAGAUCAUAAGUAUGGUGGCUGAUGCGCAUAUUGAAUCUGCAAAGAAGGGUAUGGAAGCCCGAUACAGUUGUUGCAAGGCUAUUCACAAGGCUUUAUUAGCUUCUAAUAAACUCAGCAGUGAUCCUGCUCUAACUGCAAUAGCUUCAAAGGUGCAGGAAGCUGUUAGAAGGGGUCCUUAUCUCACUAGAGAGCAGGCUGAAGCUCAGCCUGUUGUCGUGACAGCAGAAAGAUUAUAGAUUCACGGCAAGAAUUGUAGCAGAUAAGGUUUUGUGGAGAUUUGCUUUGGUAAGCCGUUGGUUCCUAUUGUAGUAU
Messenger RNA from Telopea speciosissima, 1707 nucleotides. RefSeq lists its product as uncharacterized. The record is from RefSeq and is a predicted model, not a curated record. NCBI's taxonomy places the organism in Eukaryota, Viridiplantae, Streptophyta, Magnoliopsida, Proteales, Proteaceae. Bases 54 to 1631 code for a protein of 525 amino acids. Gene Ontology annotation, cellular component: cytosol. The transcript is spliced from 17 exons. Gene Ontology annotation, biological process: proteasome assembly.